Lecanosticta acicola is the source of this 1506-nucleotide messenger RNA. NCBI's taxonomy places the organism in Eukaryota, Fungi, Ascomycota, Dothideomycetes, Mycosphaerellales, Mycosphaerellaceae. The record is from the annotation of a GenBank genome assembly.
AUGUCUCUCUUCAGAUGGUUGAGCAGGUCAGUCAAGCGCACGUCGACGACCUUCUCUCCACUACGUUUUCCCACUAGCGGCUUCAAAGUAUACGGCGACGACGUGUUUUUCGAAGAAGAGGGAUUAGAAGAAUUUCGCCAAGGUCUCUUCUAUCCGAUGCAGCUAGGCGAUACACUUGCCUCACGAUAUCAGGUUGUUGGCAAGCUCGGCUUUGGAUCAACUUCAACAGUAUGGUUGGCUCGAGACAUGCAAGCCCAGCGUCAUGUCGUACUCAAGGUCUAUACACGUGGUCAAGCUCACGAGGAAGAGUUUGAGCUCUACAGAACGAUCCGCCAAACCAACCCAAGCCAUCCUGGGUACCCUUACGUAGCGUCUGCCCUUGACACCUUCAUGAUACAGCGAGAAGGGGGCUACGCUCAUCGCUGUCUCGUCCAACGUCCGAUGUGGGACAGCUUCUCGGCUCUUCUCAAUCGGAAUCCCAGCCAUCGUUUUACAGAGGAACUUCUUAAGGCCGGUCUUCAACAAAUCUUCUUAGCUCUCGACUACCUGCACUCGGAGUGCAAGAUAGUCCAUACCGGUAAGGCAGUGCCAAACUCGCAUGCUUACUAAACACUUCUCAGAUCUGAUCAAAUGUCUAGAUAUCAAAGGCGACAAUAUCCUUCAGGAGAUCGAAGACGAGUCGAUAUUAACAGAAUUCGUCGAAAAAGAGCUUGAGCACCCAUGCCCUCGCAAAUUUGUUGAUGGAGAGACAAUAUAUGCUCGAAGGUACGAUACAAGAGAGGAAAAGCCGUUGCAGUUAAGCUGCUUGGUUUUGGACCACGGGCUGAUCCAUGCCUCUGGACUUCAGUACUAUAAUAACAUACGACUCAUUUAACCUUCUGACUGGCUAGCAGGUCCUUCAGUCAACCUAAGCGCUACGGGCGCGCCGUUCUAAGCGAUUUUGGUGCAGCUGUUCGCGGCGAUGAGAAGAGAAACCAUGAUGCCCAGCCCAACAUCUACCGGUCACCAGAAGUUAUGAUAAAGACUGACUGGAAAUAUCCGAUUGAUAUCUGGAACGUAGGAGCUAUGGUAUGGGACCUUUUUGAAGGCCAGCAUCUAUUCCACGGUCAGGAUCCCGACGGAGAGGGGUAUUCUACCCGAGCACACCUUGCCGAGUUGAUAGGCACAUUAGGGCCUCCACCGAAGGAGUUCCUCAGACGUGGCAAAAGAAGUCACGAGUUCUUCGAUGAACAAGGUCAGCAUGCUCUGAUGCUACUCGAGCUCUUGCGAUCUCCGCUAGGAUCUUUGAGACAAAACAUCUUUGCAUGAACACUUGCUAAUUGCGAAGUAGGUAACUUUAUUGCCGAUGUGCCAGUAGCACAAAGAAGCCUGGAGGAAGCCGAGACUCGUCUGGAAGGUUCAAACAAGUCCCAAUUCCUCGACUUCGUACGAGGAAUGCUACAAUGGAGACCAGAAGACAGGAAGACAGCGAAAGAGCUACUGAACGACUCCUGGCUGAACAGCUGA